CACCUUCACGUCGGGGGAAAUGGCGGCCCGCACCACUGCUAAAAGAGGCCAUCGCUAACGGCAGCCGCCUCUAAUGGCGGGCCGUGGGCAUUGACACAUUUAGCACCCCUGACGAUGAGGGUCGCUGUCGACUGCCUUUUUUAUCAAUACUGCUGCUUUCGGACAAGUACACAUGUACAGACGCCACACUGCCUUUUUGACAUUUCUGGAAUAUUCGCUGGAAAUAACAUGGGAGGUUACACAAUCCUGACUCUUCCAGCAAACCUGGCAGUCUUUCCCACAAUCGCCACCAAAAUAUGACAUCACAAGCUUCCACUUGUAAUCAGUUUCGAUAGUGGGUGGUGUCUACGUUUCUGUAUGUCUCCUUGACUACAGUAUAUCUGUGUCUGUGUCCAUGCAUGUUCAGGAGCCGAGGGCAUUUUUUCCCCCUUGUGUGUCAAAAGAAGAAAAAGAAGAAGAAGAAUCGUAGAAGGCAAGUCCAGUCUGGUCUGUAGGACGCCAACCAACAAGAAGAAAUCCAAGAACUAUUUUUUUCUAUUUCACAUUUACAAACUAGAAUGGGAUCAGUGGGCGUUCAGAUGGUGUGUGUGGCCCUGGGGGUCCUUGGGCUGAUCGGGGCCAUUGUGUGCUGUGCAGUUCCCCGCUGGAAGGUUUCCUCCUUCACAGGCUCCAAUAUCGUGACAGCCCAGAGCCAUCAAGAAGGCCUAUGGAAGUCAUGCGCCGUUCAGAGUACAGGUCAGCAGCAGUGCAAGAACUACGACUCACUGCUGGUCCUGGCCUCGGACCUCCAGGCGGCCCGUGCCAUGACCAUUAUCAGCUGCAUGUUGGCAGGCCUGAGCCUCCUGAUCCUGUUUUGCGGGGCUGAUUUCACCACUUGUGUCGAGAAUGAAGACGCCAAACCUAAGAUCAGCCUGGUGGCUGGGGUGGGCUUACUCCUGGCCGGCCUGAUUCUAAUCAUACCUGUUAGCUGGUCAGCCCACACAGUGGUCCGGAACUUCAACAACCCCCUGGUGCCCGCCUCGCAGAAGCGCGAGUUGGGAGCGUGCAUCUUCGUAGGCUGGGGGGCCGGGGUUCUGCUUCUUCUGGGCGGGGGGCUCCUGUGCUGCUUCAGUAGGCCCAAGUCGGGAGGGUCUGGAGGGACGGCCAAGUAUUACAGUAACAGUGCGUCUGCACCCAGCAAGAACUACGUGUGAACCAGGACGGAUCAGCAAGAUUCAGCCAGAGCUGCGUUUGCCACAUUAGCUUAGCUCAUGAGCAUCUCUGUAAAUAAUCAACACUGACAUUCUUUUUCUAGGAUUAUAACAUUUUUCUUCUUGUGGUGGGGGGAGCAAAUGUACAUUUAGCAUUAGGUGGCUUUCGUUCUGUGGCAAUCAAAUCAACUUCAAAAGGAAAAAAAAAAUCCCAGCAUGUUAGUAUUUGAUGGCUUUUCAUUGGAAAUAGCAGUAGAGACUGGCUGAGAUCCUUGGUGAUCUUAUCACUUUCUGCUCUCAGGUUGCUAUCUUGCCGUUUCAGUUUGCAUAGCAACUGCUGGCAUGUUUCCAUUUCCACAAUUCUGAUUGCUUUUUUCACAAACUAAUUAAACCUUUAAGUAAACUGCUAGCAUGUGAACAUUUGAUCUUUUGGGGGGAA
Syngnathoides biaculeatus (alligator pipefish) is the source of this 1629-nucleotide messenger RNA. RefSeq names its product claudin i (gene cldni). Bases 558 to 1193 code for a protein of 211 amino acids. The record is from RefSeq and is a predicted model, not a curated record. Gene Ontology annotation, biological process: bicellular tight junction assembly; cell adhesion. Gene Ontology annotation, cellular component: bicellular tight junction; plasma membrane. NCBI's taxonomy places the organism in Eukaryota, Metazoa, Chordata, Actinopteri, Syngnathiformes, Syngnathidae. The transcript is spliced from 7 exons. Gene Ontology annotation, molecular function: structural molecule activity.